This is a messenger RNA of Trichoderma harzianum CBS 226.95, 1173 nucleotides long. RefSeq lists its product as hypothetical. The transcript is spliced from 3 exons. The coding region runs from base 258 to 995 and encodes 245 amino acids. The record is from RefSeq and is a predicted model, not a curated record. Lineage: Eukaryota; Fungi; Ascomycota; Sordariomycetes; Hypocreales; Hypocreaceae.
CUGGCCGGAAGUUGUUAAUUUGUUCAUCGUACCUUAAUUAAUCAUUACCACUUGAGAACAGACGUCACAAAAUAACAUGCAUUUCCACUAUUUCUCGGAGCAGCGAGGCCAAGAAUUGGUUCCGGUCCGAGUCCGAGCACAUCACACCAAGUCGGUCCGAGGUGAAACAACAAAUCAUCAUUGUGCAGCAUAGUAAGACACAACUUUAUGGAUAUGUGAGCCUGCUGUUCUAGUCUCUUGCUCUCAGAAAUCUCAAUAUGUGGCCUCUCAAAGUUAAGACUGUGUACGAGCGCCUUCACGGAAGCGAGGUUUCAUCAGCCUCAAACUCGUUCACUGAUGGUGAUGUUGAGAAACUGGACGGGCCUCUUCCGUCUAAUCCUCACCCUCGCAGCAAGUUCCAAUACUUUUACGACGCUCUUCGCACAUCAAUCCGUUUAUUUUGCCUCUGGAUAGUUCUAGUGACCGCAUGGAGAACCACCUUUCACUCUACUCCUCGUGCUAUCAGAUACGAGAAACAAACGCUGGAGUGCGGAAACACCACAGAAGAAGCGGCAGCGCGCGGCUGUGCCUUUGACUUGCUAUCACACAACUGGGUAGCAAAGCAAUGCAUGGAUUCUCUAACAGAAUCGGAGUAUCGCGAAUACGUCAGCAGCCCUGAUCGCAAAAUGGGACCCUAUCCCUACUUUCUCGACCCGGACGGAAAGAAUCGCGUCAUUGGCGAACGCGCCUUUGCACUUCUUGCCAACGGCCCAACUCUCGCUGACCAGCACGUCUAUACUACUCGAGAAGAACACCUAGCACAUUGCAAAUAUCUUCUUCGGCGUACUCAUCGAGCUGCCGAGGGUAAAGUGCAGCUCAAUGACGAGAAUAAGCAGUUUUGGCAUGCAGCACACUGCUUGGAAGAGCUGAGCAAUCCAAAUAAAAAGCCAAUGGACGAGUUGAAUGAGGGAUUCUAUGUAGGAUUUGCACCUUGUACCAUUGACGUACCAGUAUAAGAAGAUUGGCCCCGAUCCAGCUUCGAGGGGGAGUAGAGGCUGGUAGAUGAGGUAGCAAAUAUUUUCGUUGACAAGAGAGAAUUCAUCAAGUUCAUUUCUGAUCGAUAUAACACCAUUCUUCAUUCUGCUACUAAUGAUUGUCGUGAUUAUCUUUUGCCAACUGGUGUACAAUUCUCAU